Molecule: messenger RNA, 1095 nt
Organism: Alternaria arborescens
Lineage: Eukaryota; Fungi; Ascomycota; Dothideomycetes; Pleosporales; Pleosporaceae
Exons: 1
Coding region: 1-1095 (364 amino acids)
Source: RefSeq, a predicted model, not a curated record
AUGAAGACCCAGACACACUAUGCGAAACUCGGGCUGGCCCCGAAUGCGCCUCGGGAAGUGAUAUUAGCAGCGUACAAAGCGCUGGCGUUGAAAUACCAUCCCGAGAAGACCCUUGAGCUAACUGCGGCUGAACGUGCUGCGCAUGCCACGGCGUUUAGUGAUCUUCAAGAGGCGUUUGACGUGUUGCAUGACGAUGUCCAUAAGGCCGCCUACGAUGCUGCACUGGCCAGGGAUGAAAAUGAAAUCGCUGAGGAAGUGUCUGCCUUCCAAUAUCAUGCACAGCCUAUGCUCACAAUACAAGAACGGUACAGCUCGAUGCGUGCCUGCGCACGUCAACAACUUGAACAUUGGAGAGUUCUACGCGAGAAGCGACAGGUGGCGGGGGCAUGUUUGAGCGUGGCUGACCUUGAGAGCCUAGUGAAGGUCUGGGAGGAUCUCGAGAACGAAAACACAACCGAUCCCCCGAUGAAGGCUCGUUGUGCUAUUCUUGCUCACGAAUACUCGGUGGAGAUCGAUACUCGCAGGCGGAACUAUGAAGACUCAUUGGAGAAGGCGUCAAGAUCUGGUCGCACACCAAUGAUACUCACAACGCCGGUCGCUGUGAAUCAUUAUCCAGUGACGACAAACGCGCCCACGGAAUCUACCACGGCCGUACCUGCACCGUCGCCGAAGACAUCGGACGUGGCCGCACGAUGUACCCACUCUGACAUCUCGCUUACGCCUACGCCAUUUUCUCGCUUGAAGGCGCGAGCCGACGAGCGUAAAAGGGCCGAAGAAAAGCGGGCUGAGGAAGCUAAGGCCCGAGCCAAAGCACGCAAGGGAAGAAAAGCUCAAAUCGAGGUAGCCAAGCAAAUCCAGCUUGAAGAAAAGGCUGCCUUUGUCCGCGCCGAGAAGGAGAAGCAGAAAGCGAUGGCUGAGGACCGAGCCCGUCUGAAGGCUAAACAUAUCGUAAAAGUUCGAGCCAAAGUGCGUGGAGCGCCGAUUGGCAUUGAUACGGUCGAUGAUGACUUUAUCGUUUCUGAGGUACAAGAGGAGUCGUUGUCGCAUGGGAUUGAUGCCUCCAACGAAGGCAUGCAGGGAGAACCCAAGCUGUAA